Molecule: messenger RNA, 1614 nt
Organism: Colletotrichum higginsianum IMI 349063
Lineage: Eukaryota; Fungi; Ascomycota; Sordariomycetes; Glomerellales; Glomerellaceae
Product: Conserved glutamic acid rich protein
Exons: 3
Coding region: 1-1614 (537 amino acids)
Source: RefSeq, a predicted model, not a curated record
AUGGCGUACCGGUCCAACGACUUUGAGGAGCGUUUUUACGACGAGGGUCCCCGCCGCCAGCGCGCUGAAAGCCGCGUUGCGUUCAAUGACGUCGACGUGCGAGUGAAGGAGCGUGAGCGCGAGCGUGAGGGUGACCGCCUCCGUUUCUUGCGCGACGAGCGCCCUCCCGAAGCAGGCGCUCUCGUUUUGAGCCGCCGAGAAGUCGAGUCGAGAGAGCUGUCACGCCCUCGCCAACGCUCUCCGAGCCCUGUCUACCGCGAGCGCGUCGUUCGCAGGGCCCGCAGCUUGACACCUCCGCACGUCCAUGAGCAUCAGCAUCAGCAUCAGCAAGAGCUCGAGCGCUCGAGGGUGCGCAUUUCCGAGCGCGAACGUGAGAUUCGCAGCCCGUCACGUGGCCCUCCUCCCGAGCUGAUCCGCGCUCGAUACGUUGAACGCCAGAGGUCGCCCUCUCCACCACCCCCGGCCAGAGAACGCAGCCGCGUCGGCGUGCGCAUCGUCGAGCGUGAGAGAGAGCGAGAGAGAGCGCCGUCUCCCUCACCCUCGCCGCCGCCGCCACCUCCCCAGCCCCAGGUCAUCCGAGGACCCACGAUUGAACGAGAAGUCAUUACCCACUACAGAGAUAUCGACCAUGGUGUCACCCGCGUGCCAAGCCCGCCGCCUCCUCCUCGCCCUGCUCCCAGGCCCAAGACUCGUACUGAAGAACGGGAGCUGGAUAUCGACAUCACCACGUCCCGCAACAGAACCGACAUCGACAUUCACCGAUCGCACAGCCGCCACCGAUCCCCCAGCAGGGAGCGUAGAUCCCCCGCCUUCCAAGACCAAAGAGAUCUCGUGGUGAGCACCGACCGCCUUCGCAUCGACGAUCGUCAUUACCACGGCGGAUCGCGCCGCAGAGCCCAUUCCGCGGCCGCACGCACGCCCGUCGACGAGGAGGCCGAAUACAUCACCUCCAAGAUCGACUCACGCGGCAAGAUGGGCGAGGCCUGGAACGGCGCUACCAAGGACUGGGCCAUUGUCGAUGUGCCGCCGGGAACGGAGCGUGUUCGCAUGGAUGGUGUAGGCGGCGGCUCCGCCGAGGUCACCUGGCAGCGUUACAACGGUGUGAGGCGAGCCAAGUUCAUUCCCGAGCGGGAUAGCGGUCCGGUUUCGGCCCCGGCGCCGGCCCCCGAGCCGUCGCCACGAGACUCGCGGGACCGUCUUAGCCUUCAGGUGUACGACCGCGAGACGGAAAUCGAGAUUGAGAAAACCAAGGAGCGCACCCCGGGGCGCCGCCAGCCCACGAAGCGCAACGAGAUGUGGACUGAAAUCACAAAGGACCUUGUCAUCCGCGAUGCCAUUGUCGAGCUUGGCUACGACUUUGAGGAGACUGAAUACUUCUUCUACAUUAUGCAAUACCUGAAAUAUGAUGACGUGCUUGAGCUCGUCCAGGUAUCAGACGACAUCCGUCGCUUCCGCAAAGAACGCGUCCGCGAGUACGAGAGGGAUUGGGUGCACGACGACUGGGACCGCCGGUCUCAUCACCAUCACCACCGCCGAGGGCCGAGCAAGUACGAUGAUGAACGAAUCUACGAGCGCGAGGUCGUGUACGACAGCCAACGGCCCCGUCGUUGGUAA